Messenger RNA from Chenopodium quinoa (quinoa), 1076 nucleotides. RefSeq names its product probable ribosomal protein S11, mitochondrial. Gene Ontology annotation, molecular function: small ribosomal subunit rRNA binding; structural constituent of ribosome; mRNA 5'-UTR binding. Lineage: Eukaryota; Viridiplantae; Streptophyta; Magnoliopsida; Caryophyllales; Amaranthaceae. Gene Ontology annotation, biological process: translation; maturation of SSU-rRNA from tricistronic rRNA transcript (SSU-rRNA, 5.8S rRNA, LSU-rRNA); ribosomal small subunit assembly. The transcript is spliced from 2 exons. The record is from RefSeq and is a predicted model, not a curated record. Gene Ontology annotation, cellular component: mitochondrial small ribosomal subunit; ribosome. The coding region runs from base 113 to 811 and encodes 232 amino acids.
CUUCAUUUUCUUCUCUCUUCCUUCGUACGCACCUCGUCCACUACCCAACCCUUCAUUUUUCUCUCUCCUCCUUCGUACACCGUCCUAGGCGGAAAUCCGAAACCUGUCGAAGAUGUUGAGGGUGGCGGCAAGGCGCCUCUCUUCUCUCUCCUCUUCUUCAUGGCGACCCGCCGCCUCCUCUUCUGUCGUCUCCAAAUCCCCUCUGUCUCGCGACGACCAGGAGUCCAGAUCUACCCCCUUGUUCUUACCCCAUUUUUACACUCACCUUCGAGACUCCAUAAGUAGCUGGAAAAGCGGCCUAGUGGGAGCAAGGAUACAUACAACUGCCACCAAAGAAGCUGGGAAUUUUGGGACGUCAAGUCACAUGAACUUUGUCAAGAACGUCUUACAGGAAGAUAUGAGAGAAUCUCCAGGACUACGCCAAGACAACGCUGCAGAAAAGUUGGAUAUUGUACACAUUAAGUUGAUCAAGAACAAUACUUUUGUCUCCAUUACCGACUCCAAGGGGAACAAAAAGGUUGGAGCAUCUUCAGGAUGCCUGGAAGAAAUGAAAGGUGGUCCAAAGCUUUCCCGAUAUGCUGCGGAAGCAACAGCAGAACAUGUGGGAAGACUUGCAAGAAAUCUUGGCUUGAAAUCAAUUGUCAUGAGAGUAAAUGGGUUCACUCACUUCAAGAAAAAGAAGCAAGCAAUUCUUAGCUGGAGAGAAGGCUACACCUUUGGUAAAGGAGAUCAUACUCCUAUUGCAUAUAUUGAAGAUACCACUCGGCGUCCACACAAUGGAUGCCGACUUCCAAAGAAGCGUCGUGUCUAAGUGGUUUUGGGGUGGAUCUUCUAUGACUAACGAGAAAAAUGAAACACAUUUUGGAUCAUUUAGGCAUUUUAUUUGUAUUUUAUUGAUGUUUAAAGCCCUUAAAUUAGAGUCCAUCUAAUUUAGUUAGAUUCCAAUGUUGAAAGUACUUUUAGUCGUAAGCCUAAUGAACAUACUCUUGUGUUUCUUUUAAACUCUUUCAUAACAUCAAAAUGUUGUGCAACAAGAAAUUUAAUGUUGUCAUAAAUGAUAGGCAUAAUUGCACUCA